GGUUCCACACACGAUAGGAGGCACGAGCAGAGUGGGCGGUCCCUGGAGGCACGCGCAGACAGCAGGGAGUCACCGGCCAGAGAGGAGACCGUUAUUCAGCCGCAGGAGCAGCACACUGACACGAGCAGCAGAGCGUGCGGCACAGGCAUAGAAAGGCAGAGCUCAGCACACAUCAGGGCGUAGCAUUCCCCUCCGCCACCGUCUCCACAGACCACUGCCCGCCGCCGAAUUCACUCACCCACCCCUCCCCACUCGCUGCGCUGCAAGAUGGUGGACCGCGAGCAGCUGGUGCAGAAAGCCCGACUGGCCGAACAAGCCGAGAGAUACGACGACAUGGCCGCUGCUAUGAAAGCAGUGACGGAGCUGAAUGACCCUCUCUCAAAUGAGGAAAGGAACCUGUUGUCUGUUGCAUACAAGAAUGUUGUUGGAGCCCGUCGCUCUUCAUGGAGAGUCAUAAGCAGUAUUGAGCAGAAAACCUCUGCUGAUGGCAAUGAAAAGAAAAUAGAAAUGGUACGUGCCUAUCGUGAGAAAAUUGAAAAAGAAUUGGAAACAGUAUGUCAAGAUGUGUUGAGUCUCUUAGAUAAUUUUCUUAUCAAAAAUUGUAGUGAAACACAGCAUGAAAGCAAAGUGUUUUACUUGAAAAUGAAAGGUGAUUAUUAUCGAUACUUGGCAGAGGUCGCCACUGGUGAAAAAAGAGCAGCAGUGGUUGAAUCUUCAGAGAAGGCUUACAGCGAGGCUCAUGAGAUCAGCAAGGAGCACAUGCAGCCUACUCAUCCUAUACGGCUGGGCUUGGCACUCAACUAUUCUGUGUUCUACUAUGAGAUUCAAAAUGCCCCUGAACAGGCUUGCCAUCUGGCCAAGACAGCCUUUGACGAUGCUAUUGCAGAGCUGGAUACCCUGAAUGAGGACUCCUACAAGGACUCUACACUUAUCAUGCAACUCCUACGCGACAACCUAACACUCUGGACAAGUGAUCAGCAAGACGAUGAUGGUGGCGAAGGAAAUAAUUAAAACCUCCUGAUGGACUGGCAGCCGCACGCUGAUGCUACUACCGCAGUCUUUAUUUUUUUUCCCACAAGUGGGGGGUUGAGGGUGGGGGAGGGCAAGGAAGGGACAACCUCCCCAGGGAAGACCCUACCACCUGUCUUUGAUUGCCUCUUCGACAUUUUGCCAAAACACCACGAGUGGAAAGUUAGACUGCCUGUGCUAGUAUGGAAUGGCAGCCUAACACUGGCACAUGGACUGUUCUGUAGUUAAUAAAAGUGGAGCUGUUUUUAAUUUUAAGUUAUCGCUAGACAUAUUUAGAAAGAGAUUUAAGAAUAGGAAUAACUUGAAUGGAAUGCCUUUUAAUAGUUUUGUGGUUCCAGUAAGUUAUUUUAUAUUUAUAUUUUUAGCUGUAUGCACGUCUUGCCCUUCAUGCUUUAUUCAUAUUUAUUUAGUGUGUAUUGUGUACUUUGUGCACUGCACCUAUCAAGACAUAAAUUACAGAGUUUUACAGCCACAAUUAAAAUUAUAUCCCUACAAACUUAAUCUUUACUCUGUCAGCAAUAGAAUAAUUUAACCUUACGCAAAUCGGCUUUCAGUGAGAUUGCUUCUUUCAAUUAAAUUUGCCAUUUUAAAUAUUUGGUGACUUUGGGUAUAGAUUUGGGAACUUGUGGGCCCACAGUAAAUUCAGAUGGAAUUUAAAUCUCUUCUCUAGCGAGACUCAUGCAAUCUAGAUGUUCUUAUAGAUAUAAAACAGUAUCGUUUUCAUAGUGGUGGUUUAUAUGUCCCGCUAAUUUAUUCUUGCUCAACCAUAGCUUGGUUGAGGGCUGCCCCUUCUCAACCUUUGAGGAAUCUAAAAUUGCAUUAGAAU
Nanorana parkeri is the source of this 1855-nucleotide messenger RNA. RefSeq names its product tyrosine 3-monooxygenase/tryptophan 5-monooxygenase activation protein gamma (gene YWHAG). The coding region runs from base 268 to 1011 and encodes 247 amino acids. The record is from RefSeq and is a predicted model, not a curated record. Gene Ontology annotation, biological process: signal transduction. Gene Ontology annotation, cellular component: cytoplasm. The transcript has 2 exons. Gene Ontology annotation, molecular function: protein kinase C binding. NCBI's taxonomy places the organism in Eukaryota, Metazoa, Chordata, Amphibia, Anura, Dicroglossidae.